ACAGUUGGCGAUUAGCAUUAUAGUUGAUUACAAUAUUUUGAAUCAAAGAGUAAACUGUAACGUAAUAAAUUAUUUGAUUUGAAGAAAUUUAACGUGUACGUUAGUGAGAUCAUGAUAUCGAGGACUAUUGUCAUUUUAUAAAUUAAUAUACCGUCAUUAAUCUUGAUAUAGAUAUAAGUGUAAAAAAUGUCUACACCUGGAAGUAGUACGACACCGGCCGCCACAGUACAGGAGUAUAAAAUAAGAGUGCCAAAGAAUGUAAAGAAGAAAUAUCAUGUUAUGAGGUUCAAUGCCACAUUGAAUGUAGAUUUUGCAAAAUGGACUCAUGUCAAGAUGGAGCGAGAGAACAACAGCAAAGAAUUCAAAGGAGCUGAAGAGGAAAUGCCCAAAUUUGGUGCAGGCUCGGAAUACGGACGGGACAUGCGUGAGGAAGCACGUCGCAAGAAAUUCGGUAUAAUAUCAAGAAAGUACAAACCGGAAGACCAGCCGUGGAUCCUGAAAGUCGGUGGAAAGACCGGCAAGAAAUUCAAAGGUAUUCGUGAAGGUGGAGUAUCAGAGAAUGCUGCAUAUUAUGUGUUCACUCACGCAGCGGAUGGCGCAAUAGACGCCUAUCCACUCCAGGAAUGGUACAAUUUCCAACCGAUUCAGAGAUACAAAGCGCUGUCAGCUGAAGAAGCCGAACAGGAAUUUGGCAGGCGUAACAAGGUAAUGAAUUUCUUCUCGUUGAUGUUGCGGAAACGGUUGCGCGGAGUCGACGAUGCAGACGAAGAGGACCCAGACGAAAAGAAAGCUAAAGGGAAAGCUAAAAAAGACCUCAAGAUAUCCGAGAUGGACGAAUGGAUAGACUCCGACGACGCUUCCUCGGACUCCGGUGCUGGUGAAAAAGAAAAGGAAGAGGACAGUGACUCUGGGGCUAAAAAGAAGAAAAAGGGUAAAGGUCCGCCCCCCAAGAAGAAGCGGAAAGUAAAUGACGAAGCGUUCGAAGAGAGCGACGACGGGGACGAGGAGGGUCGGGAGAAGGACUACGUGUCCGACUCCUCGGAGAGCGAAUCGGACCACGAAACUAAAACUAAUAAGGAACUCAAAGGAGUGGCAGAAGAAGACGCGCUCAGGAAACUGCUGACGUCCGACGAAGACUCCGAAGAGGAGCAGGAGCAGAAACAGGAGUCUGAACACGAGGACGAGCCCACUAAGGAAGGCGAAGAGAGAGCCAGCAAGCUCACCAAGAAAAAGAAGAAAACUGACGAAACAAAAAAAGAUUCGAGCAGCGACUUCAGCUCUGACUCUGACACGGAGCCCGAGGCUGGCAACACUAAGAAGCCGAAGAAGAGUAAGAAUGUCGACAAGAACGCGGCUGCCGGCGCUUCGGGAGCAGCGGGCGGCGGCGGGGCGGGGGCUGCGGGCGGGGAGGCGGCGGCGCCCAGCGCGGCGGCGGCGGCGGUGGCGGCGGCGGCGGCGGCGAGCGCGCAGCAACCGCCCAGCAAGAGACCCAAGCUCGACGCCUCGUACACCGAAUGCGGGGUGACGGAAGAGGCUGUGCGGAGGUACCUGGCGAGGAAGCCGAUGACCACGACUGAGCUGCUCACCAAGUUCAAAUCGAAACGCACCGGAGUCAGCAGCGAGCGCUUGGUCGAAACCAUGACACAGAUACUGAAGAGGAUCAACCCUUUGAAGCAGAACAUCAACGGGAAAAUGUAUCUCAGCAUUAAAUGAUCCCGCAAUAUAUACAUAUAUAUAUCGAGAGGCGAAAGGAUAUUUAGUUGAAUCCUUAGACUGCCAUGUAGGUCACCGGUGCCCUACGCGGCGCACUGAAGUAAUUACGUGGUAGCACCUCUUGUGAAUUUACACGAGUAG
Bombyx mandarina (wild silkworm) is the source of this 1854-nucleotide messenger RNA. RefSeq names its product transcription factor IIFalpha (gene TfIIFalpha). Gene Ontology annotation, molecular function: DNA binding; RNA polymerase II general transcription initiation factor activity; TFIIF-class transcription factor complex binding. The record is from RefSeq and is a predicted model, not a curated record. NCBI's taxonomy places the organism in Eukaryota, Metazoa, Arthropoda, Insecta, Lepidoptera, Bombycidae. Gene Ontology annotation, cellular component: nucleus; transcription factor TFIIF complex. Gene Ontology annotation, biological process: transcription initiation at RNA polymerase II promoter; positive regulation of transcription elongation by RNA polymerase II.